This is a messenger RNA of Nilaparvata lugens (brown planthopper), 10069 nucleotides long. RefSeq lists its product as uncharacterized. The record is from RefSeq and is a predicted model, not a curated record. Gene Ontology annotation, molecular function: chromatin binding. The transcript is spliced from 11 exons. NCBI's taxonomy places the organism in Eukaryota, Metazoa, Arthropoda, Insecta, Hemiptera, Delphacidae. The coding region runs from base 912 to 6935 and encodes 2007 amino acids.
GUUAGCCUGGCCUGCCGCUGCCGCCAUGUUCCAUGGAAGAUGUUAGUAGUGAGUGAAGAGAAGUGUGUGCUAGCAUGGAUAUAAUGUGUCUCCGUAAUCUGUGUGUUCUUUGAAGUGUGUGUUGGAUACAAUUACAUCAAUUCAUGACAAAACAUGUGGAUUACUAAAUCGAGUCAUUGAAUGGUGCUUCACCUUCAAGUCAUCAUGCACUUCAGGAGGAUGUCGUAUGUCGUAGCUGCAGCUCCAUUCAACCGCAGAGACGAACGGCAGUCACCAGCUGCAUUGGCCAAUCGGAAGGCUUCGUGUGUACGCGCGCGGCUCAUUUGAAUUAUUAUCGCGAGUGACGCUAACAAGAACGCGAACGCGAACGCGGACGCGGGUGACUGGUGAAGUGAAACGUGAUUGUGGUCCAUUCAGUGAAUAAUCCAUUCAAUCAUCCACCUGGAUUCAGUGUUGUGUGGCCUACAUGGCUUAUUAUUAACUACGUAAUGCUGGUAGUUAUCAGUUGUGUCUCUCUGCAUCAAGUGUGGAUCAAAAUGUAUUAGUUUACAAUUUGUUUAUUAUCAGUGAUAAUCAAUUUUGAAGUGCUGAAUUAGGUAUUUGAGAAUUUUAUUUAAUUAUUCAUUUGUGUAGGGAUUUUACAUUGAAUUUCCUUUACAACAAAACCAGUGGGAUCCUAUAUUGGAUAAAUUCUAAAGUUUUUAUGAAAAGUGAAUAUUUUCCCGUUAGUUUUCUAGUGAGAUACAGUGUUAUAAAUAAUAAAUAUCUAUUUGAUUUUGAAACCGAGUUAAUAAUAGUGUGAUUUACAAUGUUCAAUCAACAAUGUGAAUAUUGGUUUGAUUUUAGUGUGGAAUAUCAAGGUUGUAGUGGAUGGUUCGUGUAGGAAGUGAAAAUCGGGAAGUUGUUCAGCAAUGAAAAAAGAACCUGCCAAUGCUGGUGCUGUCGGGACCAAAAAGACAGGUGCUGCCGCGGCCGCGGUUCAUCAUACGAAAUCUGCUGCAAAACGUGUUUCUGCAGACGUUGAAGAGAAGAAAAGAAAAGCUGGAAGCAUAAUGACUUCUGCCCCAGCCAAUAUGCCUCUAGCUGUGGUUGUAGUUGAGGUCCAGACUAGUCAAAAUGUGAAGGGUAAGGCGGGUGUUGAGUCAAAGGUCAAGAAAAAGUCAGUGACAUUGAAAACAACAUCAGUUCCUGUUAAGAAGGUGCGUUCACCCUCCCCAAAGAAGAACACAACUGAAGAGUCAAAAACUAAACAAGCAAAGCCUAAAAAAGUCAUCGCAACGCCAAUAAAGACCCCAAAAUUGAAAGCCACCAAGAAAGCAGAUACUAAGAAACCUACAAAGGCGGCUCCCAAAGCGAAAUCUGACAAACUGACAAAGAAACAGAAGUUGGCCCAGGAGAAGCAACAACAGAAGAAACAAGCCACUACCAGUGAAUCUGUUCCAACUAGUCCAAUCACGGUUGUCAUCUCAGAACAAGAUGGUAAUGAUAAAUCGGCCCCUGUUAGUAUCAGCUGUAAAAAGACUUCGUCAAAACCAGCAGCUAAGAAACAAACAAAAUCAGUACAAGCGAAGAAAUCAGGAGUUGCAGCUGGUAAAAUUGGUAAAAGGAAACCUAUCAUUAAGAAAACAGUUGCCAAAGAAAUUGGAAAAGCAUUCAAAAGUGAUUCUGAGAAAAAGAAAGAUACUGACAAAUCUUCUGAUAUGCCAGCUUCUGAUCAGGCUCCAUCUGACAAAAAUGAAGCUAAUCAGCCUCCCAAAAAAGUGACCUCAAAUAAGAAAACCAAGAAUGAUGAUGCUUCUCCCACUCUCGAUUUGGAUUUAUCUUCCACGGCAGUAAUUGAUAAGAGUAAGACGAUUGCAAAAACUGUCAAAUCCAAGGGAGCUGAUAAACCCAAAGCAGUGAAAGCAAAGAAGAAUACAAAGACCACAGAUGAACAAAGUGAGGAGAAUCAGCAUGAAAGUGCUGCUAAUGAUGAAAAUGAGUCAACCGAUACAGCUCCAAAAACAGAAAGUAAGAAAAAGGAGAAACCUGUGAAGGUUGAGAAGAGUAAAGUAGCAUCAGAGAAGAAAACUAUAUCAGAUACAAAAGAAUGUUCGAAGAAAGAAGAAACAAAGACAAAAAAACCUAAAGCAGACUCUAAAUCUAGUAGCAAUCAACAACAAAAGUCAAAAGCUAAAGGUAAAAUAGAUACAGUUGGUAAAACGAAGAAAACUGCAAAAGUUGAAGAGGAAACUGAAAAAGAAUGUGGUGAGAAGAAAAGUGAUGAAGCUUCUGAUCAUAAUGACUCAUCAACCUCUGAUGAACUGCCUUUAGAAGUGAUCAAAAGGCAACAAAAAGCCAAGCCUCAGCCUCAGCCUCAGAAUGAGAAAACUGAGCCAGUUACAAAACCAAGUAUUGCAGUGAAGGAAGAAAAAAUUGCUUAUGAAGAAUGUGUACAAAUCAAGGAAGAAAUAGAUGAUCUCUAUGAUUUCAAAUCAAGUGAUGGAGAUUGCAAAGUCAAAGAUGAAUUGAUCAAGGAAGAAUCAGUUAAGGAAGUAUCUGAAAAGAAAAAUAUAAAAUCAGCCAACAAAGAUGAAUCAUCUGAGAAGGAUGUUAAGAAGAAAGCUGUGAAGAAGCCAGUUGUGAAGACAGGUGCUGUCAAGGCUGGAGUCAAAGGAAAAGCAGCAGGGAAUGCAAAAGCAGCCAAAGCGAAGGCAGCUAAAGUUCCUAGGAAGGCGUCUUCAGAUGAUGAUGAUGACAAAAGUGAUGAUAAUCAAGAAAGCAGUGAUGAUGCUAAGAAGAAUAAGAAACUUAAGAAAACAUCCAGUAAGUCUGGGAGUGACUCUGAGAAGCGUGCUAGACGUAUGAAGCUUUUUGGUUUUUGGAGUGGACCUAAAAAGCAUCGGGUAGCUUCAUUGAAUGCUCUUGCUAAAGUACACUGCCUCUAUGAAAAUGAAAGCAGAGUUAUGGAGAAGGCUAUGAUUGAAAUGUCUGAGACAUCUUCACCUGCACCAAAGCCAUCCGCUGCUAAAGCUAGUGAAGCAAAAGCUAGUAAAGAGAAAGUGGAAACCAAAACGGAAAAAGCUGAGGACUCUCUGGCAACAACCAGAACUCUCAGAUCCAAUCCGGGUUUGAGAAGUGUUGGGCGACACUAUGACAUUCUGAAUGCGUCUUCUACAACUUCCUCAUUCACAUCGUCAGAUGACAGCAGUGAUGGAGCCGAAGAUACAAAGAAACUGCAGUUGCAACCGUCUGUCAAACAGAAGCAACAGAAUCGAGCCAAGAAGCAACAGGAGAAACAGAAAGCUGCUCCAAAAGCGAAGGUCAAACCAAAAACGAUUCUGGUUUCAACUGAUGGAACCUCAGAAGAAGAGGACCAGAAAGACAAGAAAACUGCUGCAUCUAGUUCGUCUUCGUCUAGUGAUAAUCCGGAUAGUUCGAGGAAGGUGAAAAAGCGCAGGAAACGCAAUGAACUGAUGAUGGACUUGAAGGAUAUGGUGGUCAGGAAGAGGAUGGCAAGUUUGAAUGCGUCCGCGAUCUUGGCUGCCAGCUACUCGAUGGAGAAACGGUCGUCCUCGUCUUCGAACACCAGGAAGGAGGACUCUGAAGAGGAUAGCUCGCGCAGCAGUCGGCCCGAACGCAAGAGGAAGUCGAAGACUUCGAGUGACUCGAGUCCGGACAUGGAGGUUGAGGACAGCAGCUGCGAGGAGGAUGUGCUGAUCCGCGGUGGAGGCAGCAAGCAGAAGGUGGCCGUCAUUGUCAACCAGGACACUGACCUCACCAUCACUGGUGUCUAUGUCAACUCGACCACGCGCUCCACCCACCACGAGGGAUUCUGUAGUAUUGCUGGCAUGCAGUACCGAAUCUCCUCCACCAGUCACACCCAAACCGAGGCUACUGCUGUAGCUACCGAGACUGUACUCCAUACUGAUCACCCGGCCUCAGUCCGCGAACCAGCGGUGGUUGCUCAGCCAGGGAAGUCCUACACGCCACUGGGGGCACUUUCCAGUAUGCAGCCCCCCGGCCACGGCCACAGGGGGGGCCCUUCGCCCCUGGCUGGCCCCCGUCGGCCUCCGCCCCCGCACCAUGCCCCCUGCAGCUCCACCAGUGCGUUCAGCGCCCCGCCGGCUCCGCCGCCCCAGGACCCUGCUUAUGUUCAUGGCUACUACCAACCAGCCGGGCCGCUGAUCUCACACCACCAUCACCACCAUUCGACCACCACCACCAGCAGCAGCAGCUCGCAGGCUGUGGCCGCCUCCAAGCUGCCCCCAGCCACCUCCCCGCCCCCAUCCACCUCUGCCUCCGCCCCUCCCGCCUCCGAGACCGACCAGGCUGACUCCGCGGUCGCUUCAUGCUCCUCAUCCCAGAGGACCCAUCCUCCUCCCGACGACCAGAGGAUCAUUCCUCCUGAGGUGGCCUACCGCUACCCUCCCUAUCACGGCUACCAGUACUAUCCAUCUCCACCCGCCAACAUCCAGUACCCCCCACAACCCCAAUCCCACUACCACCAGGAGAUCUGCUACUCAUCUCCCAACCCCUACCCCUCACCUUAUUUCCCAUCCUCGUCGCACAAAUCCGCUCCUUACCCCCCUCCCACCUACCAUCACCGCCGCUAUGUACCUCCCCCUCAAUAUUACUCUCAUCAAGAAUUAUACUCCACUCCCCCUCCCACGCAGAUGAUCGUGCCCCCGGCCGGCGGCAGUUCGUCCUCAGGGUCUGCGCCCCCUCCCACCUCCUCCUCAGCCUCAUCCUACCCGCCACCACCGGAUACGGGUUAUCCGCCUCCACCACCGCCCCCUGCACCCAUGGUGGAUGGAUAUCAUCCGCCGCCCCCCACCUAUCCCUAUCCGGCCUAUAGCACUGGCCCCCCUCCUGCCUGCUAUUCGCAUUCGCCACCUAAUAGACUGGCCUUUAUAGAUGGUCCCACCUACCAGGGUUGUCCUUGUCCAAUGCAGUCCUGUCCAAAAAACGUCUAUACUGGGCCUCUUACUGGUGCCAGUAAGGGGUCGCUAAAAAACCACCAAUCAACCACACCGCUGCCGCCCGUCGCGCUAGCACUGCCGCUGGAGCCGCCAGGGGCGGUGGGGCCGCCGAGUCCCGCCAGGGGGAGUGCAGGGAUGCCGCCGCCUCCGUCACCCGCACUCGCCACCGCGCGCAAUCCCAACCCGCCCGCGCAGUGGAACCAAUCAGAAUCACCGCCUCCCGACACCAAAUCACACUCCGAAACCGGACUGCUAGUGAUCAGUAAAGUGGUGACAGACUCAGUGCUAGGCAUUCCCGAUUCCGAAACAAACUGUGCCGCCGAGACGCUGAUCGCUCUGAAAGAGUCGUCCAUCCUCAUGCCCAAAGUAACCGACGUGAAGAUCGAGGUCGACGAGAUGAUGACCACCACUUACACGCAGCAGGAGAUCGCUGCCGCCGUCGACCUCAGAACCAUGGCCACCAACUGCCGCAAGCGGAGGCGACUCAACGGCUCCAUCGUCGAGGUGCGCAGGCUCAGCACCGAAUCUGUCAAUCUUCCCGAAAACCUGCAGAAAACUCGACCACUAACUGAAGUCCAGGAACGGCUGGUCACCGAUGUUGUCGCCGCCUCGCAGACCAACAUCAAGGAAGUGACACCUGUCAUAACCUCCAUCACAGAAUCCAAGGACGAUGUUGAGAAUCGUCUGCCAACACCUCCUCCACGAUCAGCAUCACCCACAGUACCUGUCCUCCUGCCUCGCAAACAACAGCAACCAACACAACCACAUCACCCACUCACAACAUCAACCAAACGAAAAACGACCGAUGCCGGCUGUCAACCGGCAACAACCACAACUACAUCAACAACCCCCGUAGUCAGUAGUAGUAAGUGCAAAAAACGGAAAGCCGAUAGCAUUGCCGUUGUCAAAGAGACUAAAAAGAAGUGCAAAGUGACAGAACCUCAGCCGGAAGUGGUCAAGUCGGAAAGUGUCGAACCGGAAGUGAAGGCGGGCAAACGGAAAAAUGGCGGCAAAGUUACGGAGAGGCGGAAGUCGACCAGUGCGGAGAGAGCGAUGCCUACAGUCAAGGCAGAACCUGUUUCUGCGCAUGCGUCAACCGAUGUGACGUCACAAGUCUGUGAAGAGGUCCAGGUUUCGCAGCCAAAGAAAGUCUGUCGCGGUAGGAAGUCGUUGGAGAAACCCGCUGCCUCCCUCAAGGGAAAGAAUGUGCCAAAGAAUGCUGCAACCGCUAAAGGAUCUAAGAAGGAUACAUCGCCGAGCCCCACUGCAGCUAAGAAGCAGCAGCAGCAGCAGCAGACCGCCGCUUCAAGCGGAGAAAGCAGCGAGGAGAAGGUUGAGUUUGCAGAACCGCUGCCAGUCGUUUGCAACCCCAAGAAGACGCACCCUGUGUUGAAGUGGUCCAAUGGAUGGUCUUGGGAGGGCACACCCUACAAAGCCAAAGUUUUUCUAACAAGUGAUGAUGUGCCUGUAAUUCGCAAGUGCUACCCGUCAAUGAAGCACAAAGGGGGCGACAUCAUCUGCCCCAGGGACUGUGUUCUACUCAAGUCGGGCAAGAGCAAACUGGAUCUACCGUUUGUUGCCAAAGUAGCUGCUCUCUGGGAAAACCCUGAAGAUGGCGAAAUGAUGAUGUCAUUGCUGUGGUACUACAGACCAGAGCACACCGACCAGGGCAGGAGAGAGGAGGACAAUGUGGAUGAAAUCUUCGCAUCCCGACACAAGGACAUCAACAGCGUCGCCUGCAUUGAAGACAAGUGCUUCGUGCUCACAUUCAAUGAAUACUGCAGAUACCGUAAAAUCGUGAGGCGAUGCGAGGAGGGCUUGACAGCAACCGAGCGAGUGGUUCCAAUGCUGGACGGUUCGGCAUACCCGCGACUGAACCGGCAGCCUCCUGGUCAGGUCGCAUCCGACCUUGUCUUCUUCUGUCGCCGCGUCUACGACUUCCGGCAACGGCGCAUGCUCAAGAACCCCAGCUGAGUCCCUCCUGCACUCAUCCUUCUGCAUCUCCGUCUAAACAAAACCAAAUAUCUAUCGAACACUCUCAUCUACGAGACAUUCAUCUCAUCUAUGAGACAUCUCUCGUAAAUCGGGCCACAAUCGCACCAAAACUGGGAGUGAGCCCGGGUGACUUUAGAACUCUCGAUUUUGUACAAAAGAAUCCAAAAGGUGAGCCUAUCACGAGGAUAGUAUAUAGCUGUAUAAAUCUGUAUACUAUCCUUGAGCCUAUCAGGCCUUGUCUAGAACUGUCGAUUUGAAAAAAGAUCCCAAAAAAUGGGCCCAUCAGACUAGUUCGAUUCUAGGAGAGCCCAAAAGUAUUUUUUGAAAAUCAGAUUCAUCUCCAACUUGAUAAGAUUUGGGGACAGAAUAGAGUGAGUUUUGAAGAGUUCGUAUUGAUUCUAGGAGAGCCCAAAAGUAUUUUUUGAAAAUCAGAUUCAUCUCCAACUUGAUAAGAUUUGGGGACAGAAUAGAGUGAGUCUUGAAAAGUUCGUAUUGAAAUGAUCCUGAAUGAUCUAGAAAGAUCAAGAUCAAGGACCUGAAUAAUCCUUUAUUGAAAAAAGUGGUAUUUAAGCAGCCCAUACCUUGUAUUACUAGGCCGUUUUAAAAAUAUCAGUUAUUUUAAUCAUCAUCAUUGAUUAGAAUUAAUCAUCAUCCUAUGGUAAUUGAUUUUAAAAUGUAUUUCUAUGUGAAAUGCUAUAGAAUUAACUCAUCCUAAUUAUGGGUAGAUUCCGGUUUUAUAUUGUAGAACAGUAUACAAUGCCGUUUUUAUGAUUAACUUGGUUUUCAAUCGAUGAAAAUUCAACUGAUGAAUUAUUUAUUGUUUAUUUUAUCCUAUUGAAUCCAUUAAUGGAUUGAUGCAAAAUAAUACUUUUGAGAUAAGUAUGAACAAACAGUUGCCUUUUGUCAUUACAUUGUAAAGCAUUCCAUUUGUUUAAAAUCUGAAAUGUUUUUUUUUAAAUAAUUGGACUGGUUUCUUGUGUGGAAAUUAUUCUGUUAGAAUUUUACAAAAUAUUUACUUCUAUAUAAACCCAAUAUCUACGAAUGACGUGUUAAAUUUUAUUGAUAUUACUUUUAAUAGAAUGUUUUGAUUUUUCUAUCAUGAAAUUGAUAAUUCCUAGGACAAUAAAUUCAAUAAAACUAGAAUCUAUUUCAGUUCAUUUUUCAAACCAUAAUAAUAAUAAUACAAUGAGUGACUACCUACACAAUUCAAUGUAAAUGUAUUGCAAAUUCAACUACAAGCUUAUCAGUUGUCAAGCUCGUUAGGGAUUAUAUUGAUCAUGUCUCCAUAUUUUUUGUAACUUAUUUUGAAUUUAUUAUCAAUUUUUAAGUGAUUCAUAUCAUGGAUAUGUCAGAUUUCAAAAACACUGUUCUUCUAAGUAGCAGUUCUCUCUCUCUUUCCCACUACUACUACUACUACUUAGUUCUUUUAAUUUGUUGUGAGAAUUUUAACAAUGUUUUGAAAAGUUAUAGAUUUAAUUUAUUAUUCGAGCAGAUCAACAUUUUUUUCAACUGUGAUUUUAUAUUGUUUAUUGAACUUUUACCAAGACGUAUUAAAUGUUUAUCUCUACUGUUCUUAUAUAAUUUCUUGGCGUUUUUAAGAAUGCUUCUCUAACUAUUCUAUUAAUGUUUGAGGAUAUAAAUUGUGUUGGAGUAUCACAUUUCAAAUCAAACCCAUGACAGAUCACUGAACAGACAAAUGCUUUAUGGAAAAGCCUGUAAUCAAGCCAAAUUCUCAAUCAAGCCUAAUUAGAACAAUCAUCCAUGAUAUGAAUAAAUCAAUAACUAAAUGGGCAUUUUAAAACUUUUGAAAAAAUAUAGAAAAAUUACAUUUAUUUAUAAAUAUUUAAGAUUUUAUACAUAUUCAAUGUUUGUAUAUUACUGAUUGAAGUUUAUUUUAAGAGAAAAUAAUAUAUUAUGAAUCGUCUACCUUAUUUAUGUCAUUUUUCACAUUAUUAGUUUCUAAUGUUGUUUGAAGCAAGUUGAUUUUGCUCUUUUCUGUUAUUAAUUUAUUAAACUAUCGUUAGUUUUAUUCGUUUUGUUUUUGUUUGUAUCAUGUAGAUAGAACUUGGUAAUGAGAGGGAUUGUUUAGCAGGACCAAAUUAUGAAAGUGUAUCUUUGUAUGCCGAUAUUGUAUUGUAUUAUGCGGGGAAUCUUAUGUAAAGGAUAAUAUUAGGUAUCGAUGAUUCAGAUUCCAGUAGAUUUGUUGCCGUACUCGCUUUGUAUAUUAUUUUUUUGAGAUAUGUGUGUAUAUGAUUUGAGAAAAUUGUAGUGGAUCUAUGUUUGUAUUUGAAAAAGAAUCUGAAAUUUAUCAGAAUUGAACCAAAGUUUGUGUAUCAGUAUUGCUGGUUUCUGUGUGUAUGUAUAGGAUAAUACCUUCUAUGUGGAAAAUGAUGAAGAGGGCUUCUAGAAUAGUUGGGGUGCUGAUCUAAACUAACUUAUUUAAUUGUAAUGCAAAUCUCCAGCACCUUUGUACCACAUACCCAUCACAGGCACCUAAAUAUUUUGUAAAAAUCCCCAGUACUUAGUUUUUAAUGUGUAUGUCGGUAGAAAAAUGUCUUUGUGUCCCAAGUAGAAAAUUGGUGUUGAACGAGGUGGUAUAUAUAUAUAUUUUUUAUUACAAUGUUAACAUCAUUAUCAACAUGAAUGAUUGAUUUAUAAAUUAUUAAUGAAUGAUACUGAUAUUAUUACUAGAGUGAUAUGUGAAAGAAAUCAAUGUAUAACCAUAUUUAUGUCAUAAAUUGCCUAUGUAUGUUUCAAUGGUGACUCGUGGUGUAAUUAUUAAUGUCAAGUCCAAAUUGUUUUCUCCAUUUGCUGUCAAUGUAAAGUGUUGUGUUGUUGUCACCCAACAGUUGUUUCACAAUGAAAAUGAAGAAGAAAAUCAAAUGAAAUUGGAACACUCGAUAAAAUAAAUUAUAAAGUAGUUAAUUAGAAAGCCUUCAUAUAGGUGCCUUUGCAUGCCUUUUCAAGUGAAGAAAACUGCUUCUCCAAUAGAAGUGAAAGUCGAAACGAACUUUAAACAAAAAUUGGGUGUGUGAAAAGGGUUGGACAGAUUGUGAAUUAUAUAACGAUACAUAAUAUAUUCCAUGUAUUGAAAUAAAUGUUAUCAUCCCUGA